CUUUAUACCUUUGCAGGAGAGACAGGGUCUGGAAAAAGUAGCUUGAUAAAUCUUAUUCUGGGAGAAGAGUUUCUUCCAUAUUCGGUUCUUAGCACAACGUCAACCAUUUGUGAGCUUAAGUUUGGGGAGGAACGUAAAAUGGUCGCUCACUUUGAAGACAAGGAUCCUGAAACAGGCCUACCAACAAAGGUUAUCCCGAUAAUGGAGUGUGAAGAAGGUUACCUUCAACAAAUUUCUCCUUAUGUUCACGUGGAGAACGAUCGCGAAAUGGGAUCAAAUUUCAAGAAGGUUGAGCUCUUUUGGCCUCACAGUUUAUUGGAGGUAGACGCGGCAUAUGUAAUUAUCAAGUCAUAGUUUGAGGCUUAUUUAAUUUUUUUACACUACCAUAGCUGAUACCAAGUGCGAAACGUAAGCCUUAAAAAUUGAGAAAGAAAGGAGGGUUACGUUGAUUUAAUGAUAAUGAUUUUAAUGGUGAUGAUAAUAAUAACAAUGAUGAUGACAAGCAGACAUUCUUCAAAUGGCGGUUGUCAUCCGUCUAGGUGUAUUUUUGCUGUUUUGCUAUGUUCUUUUCUUCUUCGCAAAGAGGGUGAAAUUUUCUGCUAUUUCUCCGUCUCUAUAAGUGAGAUGAGUUAACGCAAUCGUGUCCUCGGGUCUUCAUGGCUGCCGUCCCUUUUUCUUGCGUUAUCCUGCACUAUUGAUGUUAUUAACCAGUUAACGCGGACGUAUUUCCAAUUUGAUCAACGCUAGUUGGUUGUGAAGAAUAAACCGGGGUUUCGAGCCGAUCUGAAACGGAGAAUGAAAUAUUUUGUACAUAUAAUAAUAGCUAUUACCUACUCAGUCAUACCGCGACACAGUAGUGAGCAAACAAUCUGAGAUAUGAUUGUAAAAUCAAUCUUAUGACUACGUUAGUGAGCUCUAUGUGCAUUUAAUGAGGUAAAAAUUUGAAAGUUUUGUAUUUCAGAAAGGAAUUGUGAUAAUUGAUAGUCCUGGAGUUGGCGAGUCUGAUAUUAUGGACCAGGCAGUCACACAAUAUCUACCCCAGGCGUUUGCUUUCAUCUAUGUCAUUAACAGUGCAAAUUCAGGCGGAAUUCAGAAGGAUAGGGCAAGUAUCGUAUAGUAAACGAUAAUCGUUUAGUAGCUGCUCUCAAAGGGGCUAUUUCACAAGGAAAUUGCUGUUAUAGUUCAAUUCUAUGCUGAAGUCAUGAACUAAGUGCCUUUAACUAUACACAAAACCCCCUUAGGGGUACUCCUGGGAAUUCUUGGUGGGGGUGUGCCGCCUGGUUCUUCAAAUACUGACCCGAUUUCAGACCAUAAAAUGUAUUUUCCACACCCGUUUUUAGACUAGACCUCUAAAAUCCAUACUAGUUUUAAGACCUAGCUUUUUAGCAGAAAUUAUGUUAUCAUUACUUAGAUUAGAGCGCAAUGAAAAAAUUAUUCAAAUCCAUUUCAUAUUCGCAUAUUUCUCUUUCUGUCUAACUCAUUUGGAAUUGAAACGAUAAAUACGUUCACACACUCCUUAGUUCCCUCGAAAACCAUACCCGAUUCCAGACCAAAAUGGACAAGGAGUAUACCCGUUUCCAGACCAAUUAACGUCGCAAAAACCCUACCCGAUGGGCCGACACAUACCUAUAUGGCUUAUACAAGGGAGUACCCCCCGGGCACAAAACACUCCUGUUGAGUGUUGAGUAAUGAAGAGGAUAUUAAACAAAUUUCAUUAGAGUCUUAGCACUAACCAAAUUAUGUUUUUGGCAAGUUGCACUAGCAUAAAACCCUGAGAAGCGCCCAUGUUCAUCCUUGCCAUCCGUAGCAACAGACGACAGGAAACAGUUUCAGUGCAUUCAAGUCAAUUAAUGUGAAAAAGUAGCAAAUUUGUCUGCGUUAAGUCCGGCCUUCAUUUCAUGCAUAAUUUUUACCUUUUUUUUUGUAGAAAGUCAAAGAUAUCUCGAAAUCCCUCUUAUAGAUUUUUGUGAAACUUCGCACAAUAGAAGACAAGCAUCUUUCAUUUAAUCUAAAGCGGUCAGUGGUGGUCAAUUAAAAUGCGCGUGGUAAAGUUGAACAAAUUCUUUUAAUCCUUGCCAAAAUCCUUUGAUGAUAUAUGCAAAUGCUUUUGCAGCUUCAGCUUUUUUGUAGAAAGUCAAAGAUAUCUCGAAAUUCCUCUUACAGAUUUUUGUGAAACGUCGCACCACAGGAGAGAAGCACCCAAAAAAUAUGGAGACGAGCCACCUUAAUUGCCUUUCAUUUAAUCUAAGCUGUCAGUGGUGUUCAAUUAAAAUGCGCGUAGUAAAGUUGAGCAAAUUCUUAUAAUCCUUACCGAAAUCCUUUGAUGAUACUGAUACAAAUGCUUUUGCAGCUUCAAAAAUUACUAGAGGAGGUGAGAAAAGUCUCACUUCAAUGGCAGGGUACUGUGGCUGCCGAAUCUGCAUUAUUUGUGUGUAACAAGUGGGACCAAGUCUCGGAGAAGGAGGCAGAUAAGGUCAAGAAUCAUGUGAUCAAAAAACUACAAGUAUGCUGGCCUGGUGUUGAUCCCGAGUCACAGGUCAUGUAUAUGUCAACAACAAAAGCCAGUAAAGCUCAAGGCUAUGGCUUUAUUACAGAGGAAUUUCGCACUUUGAUGAAAGGCUUGAAGUUUGUCGUGGUAAAGAGUAUUGGAUCCAGGCUGGAAAUUCAUUGGACGUAAGUAUCAGGCUACACGUAACUAAUUUUUACAAGGUUUCAAUGCCAGGGUACUGUGCCUGUCGAAUCUGCAUUAUUUGUGUGUAACAAGUGGGACCAAGUCCCGGAGAAGGAGGCAGAUAUGGUCAAGAAUCAUGUGAUCAAAAAACUAAAAGCAUGCUGGCCCGGCAUUGAUCCCAAGUCACAGGUCAUGCACUUUGAUGAAAGGCUUUAGGUUUAUGGUGUUAAAGAGUAUUGGAUCCAGGCUAGAAAAUCAUUGUACGUAAGUAUCAGGCUACACGUGGCUGAUGUUUAGAGGGAUUUUCACCUAGCCUUUUCCCGUUAUGUCCUCCGGUUGGCCCUUUCCUUACCUCCCUGAGGUUCUGAGAGAAACUUAUUUCGUAGUGAAGAAUUUUUAAGGAACUAAUAAAAAUUAGUCGUAAAAUGUAAUCGAGAGUAUUUAAGGGCGUCAAAAAAAGUGGAUUACGUCAAGGCCCACCAAGGUUUACAACAGACAAACGGACAUGCACUUCAAUCAAGGUAAGGCACUCACUACUAAAAGGCAAAAGGAAUCGCAGCAUUUGUAGUCUGGAAGGUCGCCGGUGGCGUUGCUACCCUGCCUUCAUCCUGGCAUAACCUGCGAUCAGCUGUCCUCGUGGCCCUAUUCAAGACCAAAACACGAUAUUUCCGACACUCAUUUUAGCCUCCUAAAUCCAUAUUAUAGAUACUCCCUUUCAGACUUGGCUUCCGAAAUUUAGAUUCGGUUUGUAAUAUAAAUACCAUUCUCAAACUCAUUAAUAAUAGAGAGAAAACAAAGAAUAUCACAACCUCAACGGUGGUUUGGAUAUCGGUUACCAAUUGCCAUAAAAUUUUGGGAACUUUAUCUUUGAAUUUCUCCAAGAAUUAUUGUUCAUUUGAGAAGCUAUAUCAAAAACUUCACUCAGCGUUCCAUCCGAUAUCCAGACACCUCGAAGUCGGUCUUAAAAAGCUCAGCUGCGCCUCGUUUUUCAACCCAGUUUUUCCCCUGGAGACUACACCCGAUUUCCAAAAUUUUAUUGGGUAAAAUGUAGUGUUCUUUUUUCGGACCAAAGCAGUACAUAAACCAAACCCUGGUCUGCCCUUUAGGGUUGCACAUACUUGUUUAACCUAUAAAUGGUUGUCAGUAAAACUACCCUUCCGAAUAACCUUUGUUGAAUUAGUUGUUCUUUCACCAUUUAGAUGGUUGGAUCGUGUUAUUCAGCGAAUCAUUAAUCAAGCAAUGGCUUCCGUGAAGAAUGCCUCCAGAAAUCGCAGCCAACUGUACGAAAAGACGCGUAAGAUUGAUCAGUUUUUAGAGGCGUUUGAGAAAAAGCAAAUGCAAGCAGUUGCAGGCCUUCAUGAAUUUCAGAGGAGACUUGAGCAUGGUGCUUUGCAGAAACUAUCAGCGUACCUCUCAUCUGAAGAAGUUAAGGCUCGCUUUACGUCAUGGACAUUAGAUGAAGUGCCAGGAUCAGAAGGCAACUGGGACGAUACAGCACAGGAAAUAAUGAACCUGCUAUCAAAGCGGCUGCGAGAAUUCAUACAGCAAUGGGAAGAAGAUAAUAAAGUGUUUGAAAAUGCUUACAAGUCCCUCGUGGAACACGUUCAAAGUCUCUUCAGUUUUUUUGAAGGACAGUUGCGGAAUCUCGAGAUUGCCAUCACAGCUGAUGUUGAUUCGGAAAAUCUGGAAGAGCUUCUUGAAGACUACGACAUCCCAUUAGCAGGAAAAAUCCUCAUCGGAUUCACUAGUCCAAUCUGGAUUCCACUUAGCAUAGUUGCUCUGGUAAUCACUGCUCCUGUUCUUGGUUUCAUAGCAACGAAAAUGAAGUUGAGGGAUAGAAAAGAAGUUAAGGAUUACGAGGACGACAAGUGUGCUUUCUUGAGAAAAGUAUCGAAAAAGUAUCUUGAAGAUUCUAAAGAGGAAAAAGGCCUGGAGCUUCUCGCGAAGGAACAAAUGAAAGACGCCAAAUUGUUCCUCAAGCAGAUUGAAGCACGUCUACCAGAAUUGAUUGAGGAAGGCAAGAUGCUACGCAACCAAUAUGUUGCCGAGACAUGCUCACAGAAAGAGAUAUCAGAGCGCUAUCAGCCAAUAAUUGAUGAAGGUUCUCACCUCAGAGGGCGCCUGGCAGAAUAUGGGUUCAAAGAAGUUCGAGCCACUGAUAUCAGCACUGAUAAUCUGAAAUGGAAAGAGGAUACUUCUUCCCGUCUCGGCUGUGGUGCAUUUGGCGUUGUGUACAAGGGAAAGAUGAAACGAAAUGAAGAUGCCUACUCUGAAGUGGCACUAAAAAUGUACAACGAUGUUCUUGAUGCCAAAAACAAUGCAAGCCUGAUAAUGUCUGAAGUUCAAAUUUUAAGGUGAGAGCAACCCUAUACAGUAAUUCGUUUGUUCAGUAACGAUGAGCAGACAGAAAAUAUUAAGCUAAAGAUAGAUCCAGUAUUAGUAAUCGGCUCCUGCCAGAGUGAGGUAGAUAACGUGUAAUGUGGAUUACAUGAAAUUUUAAAGUUAUAUAACUUUGAUGAAAAAACACGAAAACACUUAACGAACUAAGUACAAAUCAGAUCUCUUUUAGAGAAUAAAGGACAAACUAGACAAAGACACUCAAAAUGGUAGCAUAUCGCGACGUUGGACACUUUUUUAUGUAACUGACCUUCAUCCAAAACGCCUAAUUUUCUUUUUGCUUCUAGCUCGUAUGGGCUCAUGAAUAACUAUUAACUAAAAUGGAACUAACUUUAAGGCUUUUCUGCUGAGAAAUGGAUAAGGCGACUAACCGGUUAGCUCAAUUAACGUUGGUGGAGUGCCAAUAUCCUGGUGAUUGAGAUCAGUCAGAUCACGGGUACAAAUAUUCUUCCAGAUGUCAGUAGGGACCUGAAAAACUCAGUUCCCCUGGGUUGGUGUGUUAUACCAUGGUUUACCGCCAAGAUAUUGUCCCAUGUGUGGGAAUAGGGUACAUGGACACGGUCCCAAAGUACGCUGACGGCGUUAGCCGUUCUGGUGGCCUAGGUAAUAAGUAAACAAAUAAAUAAAACUGUCAUUGACGCGUAUUAUUUAGCCUUCUGUCAUUGCAGAAAUCGUGCUUUGCUAUUAAUUUCUCCGUAUUCAUUUGUUUUAUAUCCCAGAAAAUUGAGCCACCCUCACGUUGUAAAGUUUUAUGGCACGUCGCUGCUUUGGGAACAAAAUGACGUGAGAAUUGUCCUGGUUUUAGAAUAUUGCAAGGACAACUUACGGAGUUAUAUCUCUAAAAACCAGGAGUUAAUUCCCGGGAAAUCCGCAACAAAAUAUAAGCCCAUUCGAAUAGCCUGUCAGUGGGUCAAAGAAAUCACUGAUGCUUUAGCGUACAUUCAUGACGUACAGAGGAUUGUUCACAGAGACCUUAAGCUGGAAAACAUCUUGGUAAGAUGCAAAUUUGUGGUUUUUGGCUCGUCCGUUUUGCCCAGUAGGCCAAGUAGUGGAUAGCGCUAUCUACAUGAUAUCCAACAAUCCCUUGGAUUAGUCAGUAUGACAACAAAUCAAAUCUGUUAUUUUUUGGAUAAAAACUAGAUCAUCAAGUAAGUAGUGAACACCCUUUAUCGGAAAAGGACACAAGCAUAUUUUUUUUUUUGUAAUAAAAGAAAAACGCGUCAGAAAAAAUUGAAAUAAUGAAAGAAGAAAAUACCUUUGGCUGUGAUAAAAUUGAUUGUCUGGUUAAUCAUGAUAUAAGGGAAAGUCAUCCAUCGGCAGGACUGUAGAUAGCGAUUUUUCACCCUUUUCUUGCGAUUUUUUCAUCCUUUGCCCAAACAGAAAGCCUGUUCACAGGCUAGACCGUACACAGCCCUUCAAGCUAAGGUAUAAUUUUAUCAAUAUGAUAUAUGAGACUUAAAACCGUGUAAAAAAAGAGUUUAUAAUGAACUAGGGACUAUUAACCCUAUUCAAACCAGUCCAUGACCGCUCCUUCCGGUUAAUGGUCAAUUUCUAUUCGUGAAUGAGAUUUUCGAUACCCAAUGACCACGUGUAAUCCAUCCAAUGCAAGUAUGGCCACUCGUUUCCCUGAUUAGUCUUCCUUAACUGGCGAUUGUAUGAUAAAAGAUUAAAAGUUAAACUGGACAUAAAAAAAAAAACUUUCAAGAAUUGUCUACAACCUUUUUCAAUCGACAAUCCAGUUUCCGCAUUUAAAUUUUUAAACAUUAUUGCUUGGGAUUAAAGGGGUGAGGUAGGGGAGAGGGGUAGAGUGGAUGUUUGUGUACGUUACUCAAAAGAAGAAGGAAUAAAGUUCUCUGUCCAUCUAAGCAUCAUGAAACAUCCUUGCCAAUUAAUUAAGAGGUGCUGUGUCUCUCACUGGGCCACCGCUAAGCCAUUACCGUAUCUUAGUCGUGUCUUAACUUGAAACUGUGAUUUUUUUGUUUGAAGCUGUCAGAGGAUAAUGCAGUAAAAGUUACAGACGUUGGCGCAUCUAAAGAAGCAGUAGACAUUACCGGUACCCUUGCUGGAAGCCCCGCCUACAUCGCACCAGAAGUGUUCAAAUCCCAGUUGUAUAACAGCAAAGCAGACAUCUACAGUCUUGGGAUAAUGUUGUGGGAGAUCUGGUACGGAGAGCGAGCUUUCGCCAGAACUGAAUCAGUAUCAUUAGAAGAUUUCUUUACGAUGGUGGAUAACGGUGGUCGUCCAGAACAUGUGAAAGGUUGCCGAGAACCUACCCAUGCCUGGGGAAACCUAAUGAAGGAGUGUUGGCGGAAGAAGCACAAGGACCGCCCCUCAGCUAAUGAAUGCCAUCAAAGAAUUUCAGCCCACUUUUAA
This is a messenger RNA of Porites evermanni, 7441 nucleotides long. The record is from the annotation of a GenBank genome assembly. Lineage: Eukaryota; Metazoa; Cnidaria; Anthozoa; Scleractinia; Poritidae.